ACCACCCGCAGGCCACGAUCUACCAGUUGCAGUUUAAAAGUCUGUCAUUUGGACUCUUCGUGGAUGUUCUGUGUUCUUAAUGGCCAUAAAACAACGCAUUAAAAUAACGGAAAUUUGCUUCCCCAUCUCCGUCGGGAUGAAGCCGCUUCCGGGCAAACAUUUGCCAACAGUAAACAUGGCGGAGGACCUGCUGGAAACAGUGGACAGACUUCAGUCCCGGUUAAUGGAGAGUCCGGAGCCCCGAAAGCUCCUAAAGACUCUUAAAAGACUGGGAGAGCUUCCGAUGACCGUCGACAUCCUGGUGGAAACCGGAGUGGGGAAAACUGUGAACUCUUUUCGGAAACAUGAAGUAGCCGCCGAGGUGGCAAAAGGCCUGGUAGCCAAGUGGAAGAAGCUCGUCCCGCAGUCUGCUGACAGAAGCAGCAACAAUCACGCCAAAGAGGCGCCGCGGUCACACUCUGGAGGCUCCCAUGAGGCGAUUCAAAGACGCCAGCGAGAGCCCUCCCCCGACGAGGACCAGGAGGAAGAGGAGGAACAAUCCUACGUAGAAGAAGAGGACGAGGAGGAUGAAGAGCGGGGCUACCACACCAACUACUCCCCCUCGCCACCGCAGCACGAGCAGUACAGCCCCCAGCGGCGAGGCGGCGACCAGUCCGACGAGUACGACAGCCCGCAGCCAGAACCAGAACCUAGCCCGCAGCCAGAACCAGAACCUAGCCCGCCUCCACGCCGAGUCGCCAAACACGCCAGGCCAGGCAAAGCCGACGGGACCCACCACCACGGCGAGCAACGCAGCGAGGCGAAGAAACGGAGCGCUGACAGGGAGCGGAGUCCGCCGCCUAAGUCGGCCAAACACAGCAGGAAGUCGCACGAGGGCAAGAGGGAGGAGGCCAGGAAGGGCGGCGAUGACGGGCAACCGCCACGCCCACAGAAGGACUCCCCCGCCGGCGAGGCGGCGGAGGACGAUUUUGAGACUCCCACCAUGUCUUUCGAGUCCUUCCUCACCUACGACGCUCCGGCGGCGUCUUCCUCCUCCGUCAAGAAGAAGAAAAAGAAGACGUCUUCCUCGUCCUCGCACAGUCGCCCUUCGCACGCUCCCGCCGCCUCCGCCCCGUCUUCCCGCCGCACGUCUCAGCACGCCUCCUCGUCCUCGUCUUCAUCCUCCUCUUCCUCCAAAGCGAGCAAGACCAACGGCGCCGCGAGCACAAAGAAGUCUCACUCGAGGUCUGCCCCGGUUGCGCUGGAAAAACGCAGAAAGGUGGUGGAACCUCUUCCGUCACUUCCCGAAAUCCCUCUGCCGGACAUCCAACCCAACUACAGACCUCUGCCCUCGAUCGACAUCACUCCGCUGUCCCCUCAGAGACGGAAAGGUCCCGUCUUCAACGACGAAGAGGACUCUGGUUUCACGGGGAAGCGUUUCAACUCCAAGAUGGUGGUCUACUCGGGGUCCAAGACCGCCUACUUGCCCAGGAUGAUGACGCUGUUUGAGCAGUGCAUACGAGUGCUGCAGAACAACAUCGAUUCCAUCGCGGAGGUGGGAGGGGUGCCCUUCACCAUCCUGCAACCGGUCCUGGAGCGCUGCACUCCGGAGCAGCUGUACCGCAUCGAGCAGAGCAACCAGUGGUUCACGGAGGAAUCGGACGAGCUGUGGAUGCGCCACUGCCAGCGGGACUUUAAGCGGGAGACACCGCAGGAGUACGAGUCUUGGCGGGAAUUGUACCUGCGGCUGCACGACGAGCGAGAAGCGCGGCUGAGGAGGCUGACCCAAAACAUCAGCUCGGCGCACGCCAACAAGCCCAAAGGGCGACAAGUCAAGAUUGCGUUUGUGAACUCCGCCGCCAAGCCGCCGCGAGACGUCCGGCGCCGGCAGGAAAAGUUUGGCACCACCAACGGUUCUUCCGCAGCAUCCACCGCCGCGUCGACGCCCAUCAAAAUACGACCGGCCAGCAGCGACUACUCCAACCAAUCCUCCACCUCCCUCCUCACCCCUUCGCCCAGCUCAUCCCGCUCCUCAGCGCCAAGUGCAGUUGGAGGCGGAGCUACAGGUGGAGGGCACACCUCCCGGGAAAAGCCACAGGUCAAAAAAAUCGCCCCCAUGAUGGCCAAAACUAUCAAAGCUUUCAAGAACAGAUUCUCCCGCCGAUAAGAGCGAAAACAUCCCUCUUGUUCAUUUCAUUGACCAACUAAACAUGUGAACUUUUAGGUGGUUGGUGGGAAAAUAGCUGACUUUUUUAAAAAAAGUAUUUAAAAUAAGUCCGUCAGUGUGGAUGAGGACACAAGAGCCUGUUUUUAAAUUGGCUUUUUUUUCUCUUUUAAUUAAGAGAACGACAAAAAGAUGACCUUUUAAAAAUGGCUCAUUUGGUUUUAUCAGCGUAAAUGAAUCCACUGCGGUGUGAUGACCAGGAAAAAAGAAAAUACAUUCGCACAUUCUUAAUUUUGUCUUUUUAGCUGCGCGCUUGUCGCAAACCGACACGGCAACCUGAUGUACUUUAUUUUGAAAUCCGAUGAUCAACAAGCCGCACCGCUCUUCAGUCUUCUUCUCUGCUGUCCAAUGUGUGCGUCCCGUGUGUAAAUAAAUAUACACUCUAUCUGCUUCACUGUGACAGGAGUGUGAGGCGUUCAAGAAGGUAAGGAAUAAGCAAAGUGCUUUGAGCGUCUACAACGGUGAUAUUUAUUGCAUAUAUUAUUGACUUUGUCCUGACGCCCCUCAACUCUGGCCCGCUAGGAAGGAAGUAGGUGAAGACCUGUAAUUUUAUUAGAUUUUAAUAAAUGUUUAUGGUCAUUUUUUUUAUUAAAUAUGACUUUACCCAGACUGUG
Messenger RNA from Entelurus aequoreus (snake pipefish), 2817 nucleotides. It is a transcript of the gene eloa, whose product is annotated as elongin A. NCBI's taxonomy places the organism in Eukaryota, Metazoa, Chordata, Actinopteri, Syngnathiformes, Syngnathidae. Gene Ontology annotation, molecular function: protein binding. Gene Ontology annotation, biological process: transcription elongation by RNA polymerase II. The record is from RefSeq and is a predicted model, not a curated record. The coding region runs from base 80 to 2146 and encodes 688 amino acids. Gene Ontology annotation, cellular component: nucleus; elongin complex. The transcript has 12 exons.